CACUUCUCCUCUCCCCUCACUUGGGAUCUCCUUCCAUCGCUCCCAUGACGAUGAGCGCCUCCCGGACGAUGCUGCGGUUCUCCGGCUGCAGCCUCCUGCUGCUCCUCCUCUCCCCGCCUCUGGCCGGCGCCUCGCUGGCCGAGAUGGUGUUCCGCUGCCCGGGCUGCACCGCGGAGCGCCAGGCGCUGUGCCCGCGGAUCGCAGAGACGUGCGCGGAGAUGGUGCGCGAGCCGGGCUGCGGGUGCUGCCCCGCGUGCGCCCGGCAGGAGGGCGAGACGUGCGGCGUGUACACGCCGAGGUGCACAGCCGGUCUGCGGUGCUACCCGACGCCCGACUCGGAGCUGCCGCUGGAGCAGCUGGUGCGCGGCCAGGGCCGGUGCCGGCGCAGAGUGGAGCCCGAGGCUGCCGCCCCCAUCCCGGAGCAGCGCGAGCGCAGCAGCGGAGAGGCUGUGGAGCUGCAGCCAGAUCUGGAUGCGAGUGAGAUCCCCACUAUCCAAAGGCCCACUAAAGACACCACUUGGCUGGGACCCAAAGAGAGUGCUGUACGCCAGCACAGACAGGAGAUGAAGACCAAGAUGAAGACCAACAAGGUAGAAGAGGUGAGACCUACCCGGCCCAAACAGACCCAGUGUCAGCAGGAGCUUGACCAGGUCCUCGAGAGGAUAUCCAAGAUGCCCUUCAGAGAUAACCGAGGUCCCCUGGAAGACCUCUACGCGUUGCACAUCCCCAACUGUGACAAGAGGGGGCAGUAUAACCUCAAACAGUGCAAGAUGUCUCUCCACGGUCAGAGGGGCGAGUGCUGGUGCGUGGACCCUCACACCGGCCGCCGCAUCCCAUCAGCCCCAACCGUGAGAGGUGACCCCAACUGCAGCCAGUACCUCACAGAGCUGGACCUGGUGCUGCCUGACUCGGCCCAGAUUUAACACAAAACUAAAAAAAAAAAAAAAGAAUAAGAAAA
Nematolebias whitei (Rio pearlfish) is the source of this 958-nucleotide messenger RNA. RefSeq names its product insulin-like growth factor binding protein 2a (gene igfbp2a). Gene Ontology annotation, biological process: regulation of insulin-like growth factor receptor signaling pathway. Bases 45 to 923 code for a protein of 292 amino acids. Gene Ontology annotation, cellular component: extracellular region. The transcript is spliced from 4 exons. Gene Ontology annotation, molecular function: insulin-like growth factor I binding; insulin-like growth factor II binding. Lineage: Eukaryota; Metazoa; Chordata; Actinopteri; Cyprinodontiformes; Rivulidae. The record is from RefSeq and is a predicted model, not a curated record.